AAAAAAGUAAAAUCAACGAUAAGUGGAAUCAAUUUAAUAAUAAUUUUAUAUAUAAUUCUUGGAUUCAAGAACAAUCUGUCGAUUUAAAUCAAUUAUAAUUCAACAUUCCUAUAUUUAAUAACAAUCUUCAAUUCGAUUUUUGUUCAAGCAAUCAAUCAAUCAAUUAUUAUGAAACGAUUAUUACAUUGGGGACCAUUAAUAGCAUUGGCAAUUAUUAAAUGUAUUUCAUUGACAACAUUAUAUUUUACCGGUUAUUGGUUCACUUUUCAUCAUAAUGGUUGGCUAGCACUUAUCAAUUAUAUCUGCUAUUAUUGUCUAUUAGCGGUGACAUUAUAUAAUUUUCUUUGUGCCAUCAUUAUUGGUCCUGAUUAUGUACCAAAAGGAUGGCGUCCUGAAUGUGGUGAUGAUGAACAAUAUCUACAAUAUUGUUAUCAAUGUGAUGGCUAUAAAGCACCACGUAGUCAUCAUUGUUCCAAAUGUAAACGUUGUAUAUUGAAAAUGGAUCAUCAUUGUCCAUGGAUCAAUAAUUGUUGUGGUUAUCGUAAUCAAAAAUUUUUCUUUAAUUUUCUUCUUGCCGCUGUUAUUGGUUCAAUGCAAUCGGCUAUUUUGUUAUCGAUUACAUUAUAUCGAGCUUUAACAUUCAUACCAAAUAGUAGUGGUCAACGAUAUAUUCAUUUAACAAUAUGGAGUGCAUUUUUAAUAUUGAUCUCAAUUGGUAUGGCAAUCGGUGUUGUAUUUGCUGUUGGAUUUUUACUCUAUCUUCAGGCAAGGAUAAUCAUUUAUAAUUGUACCAGUAUUGAAGAUUGGAUUAAAAAAGCUGAAAAUCGUAAACGAUCCGAACCGUUUAUAUUUCCAUAUAAUUUAGGUGUAUGGCAAAAUAUUCGCCAGGUAUUAUGGCAACCAUUAUCCGAUGGUAUACGAUGGCCAGUAAGAAAUGGUUGUAAUCAAUAUACAUUGACUUAUGAACAAUUACAGCAGAAAAAAGAUAAAAUUGAUAAUGCAUCAUUAUAUCGUAUAAUACGGCCAUAUAAUGGUCGAUUUUUUCCAUUAUUUUCACAAGGAUUUAAAGUAUGCAUUACAUUUCCAAUUAAUGAUGAUCCACGUCUUGUGAUUGAAUCUGGUGAUGAAAUUCUUGUUACACAUUCCCAUAAAAAUUGGUUCUAUGGACAGAAAUUGACAAAAAAUGAAAAAAUUCAUCCAAAAGGAUGGUUUCCAUGUCAAUGUGCUGUAUUAAUGGUACGACCUACAUUAAUGUAUUAUACAAAUAAUAAUGAUUCUGGUGAUCAAAAUCAUCAUUAUUCUUCCGGUGAUGAUGGUCGUCGUGGUGAUGAU
Dermatophagoides farinae (American house dust mite) is the source of this 1332-nucleotide messenger RNA. Its product is annotated as palmitoyltransferase ZDHHC6-like. Gene Ontology annotation, molecular function: palmitoyltransferase activity. The record is from RefSeq and is a predicted model, not a curated record. NCBI's taxonomy places the organism in Eukaryota, Metazoa, Arthropoda, Arachnida, Sarcoptiformes, Pyroglyphidae.